AUGGCGGAGGCUCCUUCUCCUCCUCCAUCGUCCCAAUUUGACGAGGACCCGAACAAAGUCGACGAGGAGGACUCGAACAAGAUCGACGAGGACCCAAACAAGCUCGACGACGACCCGAAAAAUGACUCCUCCGACAAGGCAAAGGACGAAAGUUCGGAUUCCAAAAAUCUCCGCCGCCGCAAAAAAGAACACUUGAUUCGAAGGCCAAUCCCGGCGUUUAAUGAUGCCGUUUUCAAAUUUUUGAUCCCGUAUGCAAGAUAUUUGGGACACAAGACGAUCAAAAAGGGCGCCUACUACGAUCAGAUUCAGAAAGAGCUGAUCGAGAACUACCCUCAAUUUGACGGGCCCAGAGUUCGUUCCAGAAUUCAAGUGGCGUGGAAUAAGUACAAAUCUGAUGCCGAGAAGAAGUAUUUUGAUAAACGGGUCCUGAAUAAGGUAAGUCAGAAGUUGACAAAGCAAUUUUUUUCACAAGGAAAUUACUUCUAUGGGGCACGGAGUUACAGGUCGAGAGAUAUAUCAAAAAAUCGCAAAUUUUUUCUGAUUCAGAAUAUGUAAAAAUUAGCCGCCCAAUUUUGGCUUGUAUGGGCGAAAAAAUCAUCAGAACUUUUCUGACACCACGCAAAUGCCUUUUUGACCAAGUUUUUACCAAUUCGAAAACUUUGUUUUGAGCUACAGUAAACCCUUCACAAGCCUUAAAAUAUCAAAUUUGACUAAUACUACACCUUAAUUAGUAGUUCUUUUUGUAUUGGAACUGCUAUUAAGGUGUAAUAUUAAAAUAAAAUUUGAUAUUGUAAGGCUUGUCAAGAUGCCAGGGUUUACUUUAGCUCCAAACAGAACUUUUGAGUUGGUAAAAACUUGGUCAAAAAGGCAUUUGUGUGGUGUUUCGAGAAAAGUUCUGAGGAUUUUUUUCGCCCUUACAAACCAAAACUGGGCAGCUAAUUUUUCCAUAUUCCGAAUCAGAAAAAAUUUUGCGAUUUUUUUUUGAUAUAUGUCUCGACCUGUAACGCUAUGCCCCAUAGAAGUAUUCUCCUUGUCAAAAAAAGUCAAAUGGUGCCGUACGAGUACUGCUUUUUUCCGAUUUUUUAAUAAGCAUGUGCUCUAUUCUCCCGUUUUCAGCGCGACCGUAUCGUCCUCAAAGCUCUCGGCUACCGUCUAGAUUAUCAGAAUCUAAGAAGACCGUCCGAAGAGCUUCAACAUCUCCCCAAAAACCCCGCAUAUAACAACACAUGGACCGCCGCUAUUUGCGACAUCAUGGAGCCGUUCGUUACGAAGAUGAAGUGCGGCAAAGACGAGGAGACGGACCGACUUUGGGGUGUAAUCGUGGAGAAAGUCGCCGUGCAAUUCCCGGAGCUCCGCGAAGAGCCGAAAUUGAAACGCCGAUUGCAGUGUCUGUUCCGCAACUUCCGAUAUCGAGCACUGCGAAGGAAGCAGAGGGGGAAGGUGUUGAGUGAUGUAAGUGCAAGAUGGUUCGGCGACAAACAGUGGAAAAAAUCAGGAUCGAGCGACAGCCCAAACAAACUUUUUGCACCGUGCAAAAAGCAAGAAAUUGCACAGUGCAAAGUGAACUUUUGUUUUCGCACCGUGCAUGCCGCGGAAAUCGCUCCAACGACUUUGCGAACCCCCGACUUUUUGCACUGUGCAUUUGAAAUAUCGCUGUGACGCAAGCUCUUCCCAACUGCGUCGCUGCGAUUUGGCUCAAAAAUGUGCACAGUGCAAUCGGCUUUUUUGAGGUUUGCACGGUGCACAAAGGCAAAAAUCCACAGUGCGUUAGCGACAAAAAUUCAAGAUGCACUGUGCGAAAGCGAAAAGAUGUGCAGAAAAAUUUUGCUUUCGAAUUUUCGAAACGUUUUGCACUGUGCAAUUUCUUCUCGCCCGCCCAAAAUUCGCGGCGGCUCCGUUGAGAAAAGCUUGCGUCGCUGCGAUAUUGAACUUGCACGGUGCAGAAGUUCAAAUGCACGCCGCAAAAAGGGGCUUUGUGAGCGGUGUGUCCCACGGCAAAAAGUCUACGCACUUUCUGGAACGACUUGUCGUGCCUGAAAAAGUCGUUGUAUUACGAUUUUUCAAAAGUGCGUAGACUUUUUGUCGUGGGCCACACCGUGCACAAAACUUUUUUUGCGGCGUGCAUUUGACCUUUUGCACCGUGCAAGUUCAAUAUCGCAGCGACGCAAGCUUUUCUCAACGGAGCCGUCGCGAAUUUUGGACGGGCGAGAAGAAAUUGCACAGUGCAAAAUGUUUCGAAAAUUCGAAAGCAAAAUGUUUCUGGACAUCUUUUCGCUUUCGCACAGUGCAUCUUGAAUUUUUGUCGCUAACGCACUGUGGAUUUUUGCCUUUGCGCACCGUGCAAACCUCAAAAAAGCCGAUUGCACUGUGCAAAUUUUUGAGCCAAAUCGCAUCGACGCAGUUGGGAAAAGCUUACGUCGCAGCGAUAUUUCAAAUGCACAGUGCAAAAAGUCGGGGGUUCGCAAAGUCGUUGGAGCGAUUUCCGCGACAUGCACGGUGCGAAAACAACGGAGCACGAAACUGGCACUUUGCGGCGCGAAAAAAGGCCGAAAAAAGUCUACGCACUUUUGAAAAAGCGUAAUAAUAACGUCGCACCUCAAACCAAAAAAAAAUUUUUUUACCAAAUUUUUUAUCAAACAGUUUCCAGCACAUGGAAAUUGCGUGCAAGUAUGGUGGCGCAGGCUCAGAACAAAGCCCGAUGGAGAUUGAUGACUUUGAAGAUCCCAUAGAUGAUGACCCACUGGAUGAAGACGAGAACAACCGCAUCAACCUAUCCCUCUCCUACAAUGUCACGGUGAGCUCCGCAAUCUGCGAAGCCCUCGCGCCGUACAUUAAGCAGAUGAAGUUUGGCCGAGACAAGGAGACGGCCCGGCUUUGGGAUGUGGUCGUACAAAAAGUCGCCGACCAAUUCCCCCAUCUCAGCGAGGAGCAGAAGUCGAAACGACGCAUUCGCAGUCUGUUCAAAGACAUUAGAAAACGAGCGCUGCAGCGAAAGGCCGAUGGGAAGCCGUUGACUGAAGUAAGUGGGAAAUAUUUUCUGUCGUCCAGAAAGUUCGUUCGUUUUUUCCUUGCUUUCUUUUACAAGGAUUGUUUGUUCUUUGGCAAAUGGAAUAUAUUUAUUUGAUACAGCUUUUUCUCCUCUACAAAACUGGCUGUAUCAAAUAAAUAUGUGCCCUUUGCCAAACAACAAACAAUCCUUGUAAAACAAAGCAAUGAAAAAAACGAACGAACUUUCUGGACGACUUAAUAUUUUUUUCGCGGCGAGUCGUAGCACCAUUUUUUUCAGCACCAAGAAAUUGCCUGUAUGUAUGGUGGCGGAGGCACUGAAAAAAAUCAACCCGAAUUUGACAUGGAAGACCCACUAGAGGAUGAGCCUCUGGAAGAAGGCGAGAUUCGCUGUAAUUCACCAAAACCGAAGAAGCUCAAGGUUUCUUCCGACCUUCUCAGACAUUUCGGAUCUUCCGAGUCCCCAGUGACCUCCAAUGUCAAAGACGAGGAUUUGGAAGAAGAUCCCGAAAAUGGGCUCGAUGACGCGCCGAGUCGGAUGGGAUCAGCAGAAGCGGCUGGGAGGUGGGGCAGAGAAGACAGCGAGGAGAAUGAGGAUGACCUAGGGUCAUUCUCGAGCUUCGAGCCGGAAUUCAGAGACGACACGGCUUCGCCAAAUGAAACGGUAAGUAUAAUACAGUGGGAGACCUGAUCCAGUGGCAAAAAACGUAUCAUUUUGCAUCCAGGAAGUAUCAAAAAUGUGGCAAAAUGCCUCCCUCUUCAAGUGAAAAAAACUCAGAUUUUGCGCCCUUUUUCCUCACAAAAAGAGCGGGCGCGCUUUUGAAAUCUGAGUUUUUCACUUGGAGAGGGAGGUAUUUUGCCACCUUUUUGAUACUUCCUGGAUGCAAAAUGGUACGGUUUUUGCCAUUGGAUAGGUCUGUCACUUCAUUUAUGGCCGGGACUUAUAAAUUUUUGUGUGUACAGAAAUUGUGUCACGAUGACACAGCUUUAAAAUGUGCCAGCGGUAUAAAAAACUAGCUUUAUAUGGCUAUGAGUACUCCUUGGGCUGCCCACAAAAAAAUUAGGUUCAAAACUUUUGCAGUUCUCAAUUUGGAUGACGGGGUUUCAGGAUUUUUUUCAUGUUGUUUCAAUUUUUUCUCAUCGAGAAGGUUUGUGCUCAAGAAAGAAAUGAAACAAUAUGAAAAACUCCAGAAAAUCCAUCACCCAAAUUGAGAAUUGCAAAAGUUUUGGACUUAAUUUUUGUGGGUAUUCCAGGGAGUACUCCUAGCCAUGUACAGACGUUAUUUAUGCCACUGGCACAUUUUAAACCGGUGUCAUUGUGACAUAUUUUCUGGACACCCAAAGAUUUGUAAGCCCCGAGCCAUAUAUCAUCAUUCCUGAAAAUUUCAGUUUACGAUGGAAAAAGAGCGCUCCGCCGCUCCAUCCUCCCGGUUCGACGAGGACGACUCAAACGAUGACUCCUCCGACAGUGAAUGGCGCGACUCCCCGCAGAACGCUCAGUCGUCGGCGUUGGACGACGCGACCACCUCAAAACCAACCCCCGCCAUCCACGAUGCCGCCUUCGAGUUCAUAAUCCCAUACGCAAAAUAUUUGGCAAGCAACGCGUCCAACAAGACCAAGUAUUACGACCUAAUUCAACAAUCAAUGCUCAAAAAGUACCCGCAAUUCGAAGGCCCCCGACUGCGGACUAUGAUCCAGUCCGCGUGGAGUAGUCAUAAAGCCACAGCCCUGAAAAGGUAUUACGGUAAAUUGGUGCUGAAUAAGGUAAGUCGGAGAAGGAAGGGCCGAUAAGGUUUCUGAAUGGGAGGUGGUUUUGACCAUGGUAUCUGUAGCUACUUAUGGAAAAAAAGAUAUAAAGCAAAGUCAUGAUACAGUGACGGACCUGAUCCAGUGGCAAAAAACGUACCAUUUUGCAUCUGGGAAGUAUAAAAAAUGUGGCAAAAUGCUUUUCUCUCCAAGUGAAAAAACUCCGAUUUAAAAAGCGCGCCCGCUCAUUUUGUGAGGGAGCCCUUCAAAACGGAGUUUUUUACUUGGAGAGGGAAGCAUUUUGCCACAUUUUUGAUGCUUCCUGGAUGCAAAACAGUACGUUUUUUGCCACUGGAUCAGGUCCCCCACUGUAGAACAACCGAAAAAUCUCAAAGCGAAGGUGUUUUAUCUCUCACCGCUCUCCCCAUUUUUCGUACUCUCUCGUAUGAAGAUAUCGUUGAAUAUAAAGGUGGUCACCGAAUUUCUCGACCUUUAUUUUCUCUGUAGCGUCGAAUUUCAGUGCAAAAAUGGGUUGAAAUUGAUUUUGAAAAAUCAGUGCCAAAAAAGGUCGAAAAUUUGGAAAAACCAGUGCAUUUUGGGAUGAUGAUUUGAAAAAUGAUUUCACACUUUAAUUUUCGUCCUACAACGAUUUUUCAAAAAAAUAUGCGUUAGUUUUUCCCUAAUUUUUGAUCUUUUUUGGCACUGAACUUUCAAAAUGAAUGUCAGCCCAUUUGUGCACCGAAAUUCGACCCAGCAGCAAAAAUAACAGUCGAGAACGUCGAUGACCACCUUUAUAUUCAACGAUAUUUUCAUACGAGAGAGUGCGGAAAAUGAGGAGAGCGGUUAGAGAUAAAAUUCCUUCGCUUUGAGAUUUUUCGAUUUUUUAAUAAUCAGGUGCUCUACAGUGGCGGACCUGAUUCAUUGGCCAAAAACGUACCAUUUUGCAUCCGGGAAGUAUCAAAAAUGUGGCAUAAUGCUUCCCUCUCCAAGUGAAAAAAACUCCGAUUUCAAAAGCGCUUUUCUGUGAGGGGAAGUGCGCCCUUCAAAACGAAGUUUUUUCGCUUGGAGAGGGAGGCAUUUUGCCAUAUUUUUGACACUUCCCGGAUCCAAAAUGAUAAGUUUUUUGCCACUGGAUCAGGUCCCUCACUGUAUUCUCCCUUUUUCAGCGCGACCGUAUGGUCCUCAGAGCUCUUGGCCAUCGUCUAGAUGAGCAGCAUUUAAGAAUACCGUGCGAGGAUCGUCAAGACCUACCCAAAUCCCCUGCCUACAACAACACAUGGACCGCCGCCAUCUGCGAAGCCAUGGAGCCGUUCGUUACGAAGAUGAAGUGCGGCAAAGACGAGGAGACGGACCGACUUUGGGGUUUGAUCGCUCAGAAAGUCGCCAAACAAUUCCCGGAGCUCCAAGCGGAGAAGAAAUUGAAACGCCGACUGCAGACUAUUUUCCGCAACUUUCGAACCCGGGCGCUGGCGAGAAAGGCCUUGGGGAGGGCGCUGACUGAUGUAAGUGUGAAAUUUGAAGCAUAAAUUUUUCAUAUAAAAAUCUAUAUUUUGUAAAAAGAAAUUGGACAAAAAGAUAUAAAAAUCGGAAAAAAUUUUUGGUUCACCCUAAUAUCAGGAAAUUUUCAGCAUCAAGAAAUUGCCUGUUUGUAUGGUGGCGAAGGCGCUGAAAAAACCCAACUUGAAUUUGCUGCGGAAGAUGAUCCCAUGGAAGAAGACGAACAAGGUCAAACUCGCUCUCACUCGUGUCCAAGAAGGCCAUCGGAAGCCCGUCAAACUUCACCGAAGUCCCAUGAAUUUAUGCCAUCGUUGAGCACCGCCGUCUGCGAAGCCAUCGAACCAUACGUGGCGAAGAUGAAGUUCGGCCGAGACAAGGAGACGGACCGACUUUGGGAUGUGGUCCUCAAAAAAGUCGCCGAAAAAUUCCCGAAUAUCAGCAUGACGUACCAAUCGAAACGACGGAUUCGCAGUCUAUUCCAUAACAUCCGAAUCCGAGCCAUUGGCAAAAGGGCCCGCGGACAGCCGUUGACUGUAGUAAGUGGGAAAUUUGUAUUGAAAUUAGCAGGGAAAUCAUCAAAAAGUCGAUCAAAAUAGGUAUACAGUGGGGGACCUGAUCCAAAGGUAAAAAAUGUACCAUUUUGCGUCCGAGAAGUAUCAAAAAUGUGGCAAAAUGCUUCCCUUUCCGGAAGAACUACAGUAACGAAAAAUUUUGGAACUUUUGAUUCGAGACAUACUACAGUGGGGGACCUGAUCCAAUGGAAAAAAUGUACCAUUUUGCAUCCAGGAACUAUCAAAAAUGUGGCAAAAUGCCUCCCUCUCCAAGUGAAAAAACUCCGAUUUCAAAAGCGCGCCCGCUCUUUUUGUGGGGAAUUUUUUUAAACGGAGUUUUUUUCACUUGGAGAGGGAAGCACUUUGCCACAUUUUUUAUACUUCUCGGACGCAAAAUUAUACGGUUUUUGCCACUGGGUCUGGUCCGUCACUGUAAAUGUUUUUAUGACCACUUUUUCCAUGUUUUUUGCCAACAAUUUCAUAUCAAAAAUGUGGCAAAAUGCCUCCCUCUCCAAGUGAAAAAACUCCGAUUUCAAAAGCGCGCCCGCUCUUUUUGUGGGGAAUUUUUUUAAACGGAGUUUUUUUCACUUGGAGAGGGAAGCACUUUGCCACAUUUUUUAUACUUCUCGGAUGCAAAAUUAUACGGUUUUUGCCACUGGGUCUGGUCCGUCACUGUAAAUGUUUUUAUGACCACUUUUUCCAUGUUUUUUGCCAACAAUUUCAUAUCAAAAAUGUGGCAAAAUACCUCCCUCUCCAAGUGAAAAAACUCCGAUUUCAAAAGCACGUCCGCUGUUUUUGUGAGGGAGCCAUUCAAAACGGAGUUUUUUCACUUGGAGAGGGCGGUAUUUUGCCACAUUUUUGAUGCUUCCCGGAUUCAAAAUGGCACAUUUUUUGCCACUGGAUAAGGUUAGUCACUGUAAAUGGUUUUUUGACCACUUUUUCGAUUCUUUUUGUCGAAAAUUUCAUAUCAAAAAUGUGGCAAAAUGCUUCCCUAUCCAAGUGAAAAAACUUCGCUUUGAAGAGCGCCCGCUCUUUUUGUGAGGGAGCCCUUCAAAACGGAGUUUUUUCACUUGGAGAGGGCGGUAUUUUGCCACAUUUUUGAUGCUUCCCGGAUUCAAAAUGGCGCAUUUUUUGCCACUGGAUUAGGUCUAUCAUUUGUAAUUGCUUUUUUGACCACUUUUUCGGUUCUUUUUUCCGAAAAUUUCAAGGCAGUAUAGCGAGAAAAACGUUUUUUUUUUGCCUAACCCAUCUUUUUCAGCACCAAGAAAUUGCGUGCAGAUAUGGCGCCGAAGUCGGCGAACAGAACCAAAUGGAACUUGAUCUGGAAGACCCCAUGGACGACAGCCUUCUGGAUGAAGCCGAAAUGAGCUCCAACAACACUCACGAAACAGAAAUUAUCAAGGUUUCUACGGACAACCGAUAUCACGGACCCUCGAAGGCCCCACUAAUUUACAUUGUCAAGAAAAAGAAUCAGCCAAAAAGUAGGCUCGACAGCGACGCGUCAGAUCGCAGCCAAAUCACCUUGAAUUCCCUUGUGGAGUCGGCAAAGGCACCAGCAGAGCCGGCUGGAAUGUUGGCAGGAAAAGAAGGCGAGAAAAGGCAAGAUGAACCAGGACCCUCGUCCAGCCUGGAGCCGGAAUGCAGAACCGACACGGCUUCGCUAACGGAAGCGAAUAGUUCGGUGAGUAGUUUUUUCGGGCCACAUAGGCUUCAUUGAAGCCUAUGUGGCCCUCUGAUCUAGAAGACUUGUCUGUCGAAAAAAACCCCAUAAUAAAGUCGAAGAGGCCCUUUUUUUAUUUUUACUGAUGUUCCGAAGGCCCCUCGACCGAAGAGGCCCCCUUGUAAAAUUUAAAAAAUCAAAGUGAGAGGUGACAUGUCAUACGAUGAAACAUUUUACUAAAUAGUUUUUUUUUCAAAAUCGGAGGUGAGAUUUUACUAUUUAUUUACGAAUUAGCUAGUAACAGUUAUGGUAAAAUUCGACCAAAGAUUGAGAUAAAUAUAGCUCAGCAGCACUUUUUGAAGAGUUACAAAAAAUUUGCAUCGUAUAAAAUCUCACCUCUCAUUUUGAUUUUUUAAAAAUUUUUUUAUGAAGGAGUCGUCUUUAGUCGAGGGGUCUCUUCACAAUUUUUGUGAAAAUAAAAAAGAGCCUCUUCGACUUUCUUAGGGGGCUUCUUUCGGCCUCCUAGGAGCUUUUUGGGCUAAAAAAAUUGCAUCGUAUAACAUGUCGCCUCCUAUUUUGAUUUUUUUUUAAUAAAGGAGUUCUCUUCGGUCAAGGGGCCUCUUCGGAAUUUUCGUGAAAUUUUAAAAGGGCCUCUUCGACUUUUUUAGGGGGCUUCUUCGGCCGAGAGGCCUCAUAGGACCUCGUCGGGAUAAAAAAAUGCAUCGUAUAACAUGUCACCCCUCAUUUUGAGAUGUUUUUUUACUUUUAUUCUAGGUCAAGGGGGCCUCUUCGGCUACAACGUUUUUUUUUUUUGAUUUUGGUUUACAGAUAACAGACAUCAAUUAUAAUAUAUUCCUGUUUUCAGCAGAGCGCCAAAAGCCUCCCUCUGUCCCAAUGGCUGAAAAUUGUGGACUUUUGUCAACGCGCCAAUCAGGACUUCUACCUGGAGGGAAAUCAUCUCGUUUUCACCGACCGAAGCCGUCGCGAAAAGGUACUUCGAAUCCCAAUGGAUCGAGUGUGCCUCGAAUAAAGCUAAAACUGUUAUUAUAUUUUAUAUUGUACGGGGUAUUAUGCAUGUGUGAAAUCUCAGUCAGCAAUGACAAUAAACAAUUUAUUUUUUUUUAUUUUUUUGUUAUUUUUUGAGCUAUAUUGGGUGGAUUCCCCAAACUUUAAGUUCGGAUUUUUUUAUACAGAUUGAUUAUCCUAUGAAAAUUUUUUGUCAUGUCAAAUUUUUCUGUCAUUUUGAUUGCUAAAUUGAACUUUUUGUGGAAAAUUUUUGUAGAUUUUUGCUAAAAAGGAAGGUAUUUCUAUGGGGAAUGGAGUUACAGGUCGAGACAUAUAUCAAAAUUUGCAAAAUUUACCUGAUUCGGAUUGUGUAAAAAUUAGGUGCCGAAUUUUGGUUUGUAAGGGUGAAAAAAUCCUCAGAUCUUCUCUCGCAACACCACGCCUUUUUCACCAAGUUUUUACCAAAUCAAAAGCGUUGUUUUGAGCUAAAAUAAACCUGGCAUCUUGACAAGCCUUAAAAUAUCAGUCUGUCGGAAAAAUAACGGCGGAUCGUCGCAUCGAAAUGUCUCGCCUCGCCGCUAUCGCGCACCAAAUCCCAAGCCGCCGCUUGCAGUCGCAAAGCGAUGAUGGGCGAUUCCGAGGCGCGACGAUCCGCCGUUUUUUUCCCGAAAGACCGAUAUCAAAUUCGGUUAAUACAACACCUUAAUUAUUAGUUCUAAUUGCCGUCAUUUUCGUCAUGUAAAAUUUUUCUGUCAUUUUAAUAGCGAAAUUGAACUUUUUUGGAAUUUUUUUUCAUUUUUACAAAAAAAAAAUCGUAAAGAUUGAAAAUUUUUAGGAACUAAAUUGCUCGUUCUUGUAAAAAAACCGAUGAAAUGAGCAGUAAGACUAGUGACGACUAAUACUAACGAUAUUCAUCAUAGUCUAUGUUAUAUUCUUGGUAUACCAUGCUUUUCAAUCUAGCCAAAAUGACGUCAUUUUUAAAAAUUAUGUCAAAUUAAAAACCCUGCAGCAUUAAGACUUUGAAUUUCUUGCGAUUUCAAAACAAACUUUCCGACCCAAAAAUUUUCGUUGGCCUCGCACAAACCGCGCGAAUUCCAAGCGGAGCUGUGCGCUCGAAAAUUGGGGCGAAAAAAUGUUGGAGCGGAGGGGGCGAGAAAAUGCACGAAGAAAUAUAGGACAGAAAGCAAAGCUGAAAAUCUGUCUUUUUCUUUUCCCCCCGUGGUCGUCCGCGGCGGGAGAACCCCCACACUCGUGUUUCUCGCCGCCCGACUCGCCCCGAAAAGAAUUGAAUUCGGGGCUUUGCUCUCCGUCUCGGAAAGCAAAAUUGCUUUCUGACGAAAAAAAUAUUUUUUUCACUCGAAAGGACGCCCUUUCCCCCCACUUCGACGGGCGCGUUUUGAGUUCCUUUUCCCUGCAAAAUUUCCGUAUAUCCUUGGGAAUCUUGGCGUAUUUUUGGUUUUAAACGCCGGGAAAUAGUCUCGUUUUGCUUGGGAAUUUGACGGGAUUUUUUGGAAAUGACGUCAUUUUUGUCAUUUUGGCUGGAUUUUUGAAUUUCUCCACUUGGAAUUGGCGCGAUUUGCGGGGCCAACGAAAAUUUUUGGUUUGGAAAAAUAAAAUUUGUUUUGAGAUCGCAAGAAAUUCAAAGUCUUAAUGCUUUAGGGGUUUUAAUUUGACAUAAUUUUUAAAAAUGACGUCAUUUUGGCUAGAUUUAAAGGCAUAUUAUACGAAGAGUAUAACAUAGAGUUUGAUGAAUAUCGUUAAUAUUAGUCGUAACUAGUCUUACUGCUCAUUUCAUCGGUUUUUUGACAAGAAAGAGCAAUUUAGUUCCUAAAAAUUUUAAAUUUUUACGAUUUUUUAGCAAAAAUCAACAAAAAUUUUCCAAAAAAAGUUUAAUUUGACUGCCAAAAUGGCAGAAAAAUUUGACACGACGAAAAUGGCGGCAAUUUGAUAACGUCACUGAAGUGUUAAGUUGACGAUUUAGCAACCAUAACUAGUCGCGCCAUAAAGUCCCGACACUCUUGCACUUGCGCUUUUUUCUUUUUUUCGGACCCCGAUUUCCCCUUUUUGCACUAGCCACAUGCACUUUCGCGCCAGCUCACCCCCAAUUUUCGCGCGCGAUAUCCGCGAUAAAGCGCCGGGACUAUGGCUCGGCUAAUAGCUAUCGCGGCACUAGAAAAUAUGAACAUCGAAUCCAAAUAGUUUUUGGGAGGUUAUAAAAAACCCGCCACUAUUUUCCCGACAGACUUAUAUUAGGUCUAGAAGUAUGACUUUGUCGUUUUCUUGUUUUGCGUUUUUCACAGGUUGAGAUAAAAUUUCGUAAUUUCUGUUUAGAGCAUAUGAAAGAACGCUGAAAACGCUAUCUACUGGUAUAUGUUUCAUGUGGUAGGGCUUUAUAUCACGACUUUUAUAAAGCUUCCAAUAUGACCAACUUCGCCUUAAGAAAAUGUCGUUUGCGGGAAACUUUAUUCUGCACGUGUAAUGUGAGGAAAAACGCCGAUGACGCAUCAAGCGCUCAUUAUAGCUUAUGUUAAUCGCGCUUCGUUUAAAAAAAUCAGUUGGGAAUGGCUUCAACGGUUCAAAACCGGAGAUCUCCAAACCCACCUUAAAAGUUGUUAGAUGGAGAAUAUUGGUUAAAGCCGACGCCCGGAUGCAGUAAUAGUUAGCCGAAAAGCUGAACGUGACGCAGUAAGGAGUUUAACUCAGUUUGCAUCAAAUGGGAAUGAUCCAAACGGAAGGGACUUGAGUCUCAUAUGGAUUGACCUAACGCAACAUGGAGAAUAUGCAAAAUUUUGACAGACAGACGGGAAGAAAGGCAUUUCUGUAUCAUUUAGUGUUCAGAGACGAAUAAUGGAUCGAUUUUGACAACUACAAGAAAAAGCGACCGUGUCUUCCAACAUUACCGAGAAGAAAGUUUUGCUCUGUAUAAUAUGACAUAAACAAGAUGUUCUUUACUGAGAGCUCUUGAAAACCGGUAGAACGGUUACUGGUAUCCGUUAUCAACAAUAGCUGAUGCAACGGAAGCAAUAGCGAUGAUUAAAGCGGUCGGAAAGAAAAAUUUUUAUUUUGCUGCAUGAUGACGCCAAACCCCAUGUUGAAAAACCGGUCGAAAACACCCUAGAACCGCUGAGUUGGGCGGUGUUCGCGCACCCGCUAUACUCUCCGGACACCGUACUUUCGGACUAACACUUGUUUCGAUCGACGACACUCGAUCUGAGGCCGCAACGCUUCGCUGAAUACAAAAAUGUCAAAAAUUGGCCCGAUGACUAAAUCGCCUCAAAACAAAAAAACGUUUUCACUGAUGGUAAAAAAAAGUUGGUAAAAUUGUUGAAAAAUGUCGUAGUUAGUAGUGGUAAUAAUAAUUAAAUAAGCUUUAGUGUAAAGUUUUUUGUUUUAGUUUAAAUUAUGAGCCGCAAAAAACGACAAAGUCAUACUUCUAAACCUAAUAGAAAAGUAGGCUCUAAAUUUGAGCCAAUUUUACAUCCAGCUCCGUUUGCUACGUGUGAAAUAUAAUACUAGUCGGCUCGUAAAGUCGCUGGAGUGAUUUUUGGCGUUUGCACUGUGCAGAAAAAGUCAGAGAGACAGUCCGAAAAAGCCUAUUGCAUGGUGCAAAAAAGCUAGAAUUUGCACAGUGAAAAGUGAACUUUUGUUUUUGCACAGUGCAUGUGGUCAAUAUCACUUCAGCAACUUUCCGGGCGACAAGUACAGUGGGGGACCUGAUCUAGUGGAAAAAACGUAUCAUUUUGCAUCCGGGAAGUAUCAAAAAUAUGGCAAAAUGCUUCCUUCUCCAAGUGCAAAAACUCCGUUUUGAAGGGCUCCCUCAAAAAAAGAGCGGGCGCGCUUUUGAAAUCGGAGUUUUUUCACUUGGAGAGGGAGGUAUUUUGCUACAUUUUUGAUACCUCUCGGAAGCAAAGUGGUACGUUUUUUGCCACUGGAUCGGGACCCCACUGUAUAUGGUAAAAUACGAGCACUAUUCCAUAUAAAUACUUUUCUAUUAGUUUGUCGGGAAAAUAGUGGCAGGUUUGUUAUAAUCUCCCAAAAACUAUUGGGAGAUUAUAACAUGUUCAUAUUUUCUAGUACCGGGCUAGCUACUAGCCGAGCCAAUAUUUCCCCAACAGGCUUUUACAAUUUUGUAACUCCCUCAUAGGCAAUUUGAAAACUCUUUCUCUGAGAUUACCAUGCGAAUUUUAGAUGGCCAACGAUCAUUCUCCGGCUCCGUCGUCGCAGUUCGACGACGACUCGAACGACUACACCUGCGAGAAGGUGAAGGGCGAACCGUUGGACCUGGAAGCGCUCCUCUCCUUCCAAAAAACCCAAUCCUCGGCGUUGGAGGAGGUGAACUACCUGUUCGGGAAGCCGCUCCCCUCCCGAACCGGGCCCGGCCAUCAGUUCCAUAACGCUGUUUUUGAAUUGAUCAUCCCGUACGCCAAGUAUUUGGGAAACAAGGCGACCAAACGACAGUAUUACGAUUUGAUUCAGCGGGAAGUGGUGAAGCGCUACCCCGAAUUCAGAAGCCCCAAACUUCGAGUCAACAUUCAAGCGUCGUGGAGUCGCUACAAAUUGCUGGCCGAGAAAAGGUAUUUCGACAAAGCACCGCUGAAUAAGGUAAGUGGACACUUGUAACUCCAUACCCCGUCGAAGUAUUUUCCUUCUAAAACAUAGCGGGUUUUUAGAUUUUUUGGCAAGGAUCUUCUAAAAAAGUAGUACUCCUCUAAAAAUUUUUCAGCGCGACCGCAUGAUCCUCGAAGCUCUCGGGCACCCGCUGGAUGAUCCGGACCCAAGAAGACCGUCUCCAACCCCACCCAAAUCCCCCGCCUACAAGAACACGUUGAGCGCCGCCAUCUGCGAAGCCAUUGAGCCAUUUGUCACAAAAAUGAAGUUCGGAAGAGACGAGGAGACGGACAGACUUUGGAGUGUGGUCGUUGAAAAAGUCGUGGAGCAAAUCCCGGAGCUGCGGGGUGAGAAGCGGUUGAAACGACGCAUUCAGAAUCUGUUUCGCAACAUCAGAAGUCGCGCGCUGCGGAAAAAAGCCAUGGGCAAGGUGUUGACUGAGGUAAGAACGAAAUUUUUGUUGAGAAUAUGAGCGAAAAAGCCGAAAAUUUUUGUUUUCAUGGCAUAGCGAGACCACAUAUGGCUCGGGACUUAUAAAUCUUUGUGUGUCCAGAAAAUGUGUCAUGAUGACACUGGUUUAGAAUGCGCCAGUGGUAUAAAAAAAUGGCUGUAUGAGGUUAGUAGUACUCUCUAGAGCAAGUAAAAAAAAUUUUGGACAUUGAAAAGCUUGGGAGAAAAAAUCCAGAAAAUCCGUCAUCCAAAAUUGUGGAUUAAAGCAGUUUUAAAAUUUGAAUUUUUUUGUAGUUGCUCUAGAGAGUACUCCUAGCCAUAUAGAGCCGUUGUUUUUACCAUUGGGACAUUUUAAACCUAUGUCAUCGUGACACAUUUUCUGGACACAAUCAGAUUUAUAAGUCCUGAGCCAUGUAUACCAAGUUCUGAAGGUUUUAGCUCUUGCUUUGUGGUCUUAUCUGAGGUUUCCAAAAUUUUUUUGCAGACGAAAAUGAGUUAUCAAUGUUUUUUUGAAUAUUUUUUUUCCAGCACCAAGAAAUUUCCUGCCGAUUUGGCGGCGAAGGCGCUGAACAAAACCAAAUCGAAUUCGAUCUGGAAGACCCACUAGAUGACGACCCUCUGGAGGAAGACGAAAUCAGCUACAGUAACUCGCCAAGAACAGAGACGAUCAAGGUGUCAUCGGAGUCGCUGAGGUAUUCCGGGUUCCCCAAAUCCCAGUCCAAUCCCAAAGACGAGGACUUGGAAGAAGAUCCCGCAAAUAAGCUCGACAAUGACGCGUUGAAUCGCAUCCAAAUGAGCCUGAAUGCACUUAUGGAGUCGGCGAAAGCAUCCGCAGAGACGGAUGGGAUGUUGGCCACAGAAGAGAGCGAGGAAAAUCAAGACGAACCAGGCUCCUCGUCAAGUCUGGAGCCGGAAUCCAGAGCCGACACGGCUUCGAUAGCCGAGGCGAACAGUUCGGUGAGUAGUUUUUUUUUGAUUGUGGUGGUCCCGUGAUGGAAAUGAGUAAAUUUUUUCAUCGUAUGACAUGUCACCUCACUUUGAUUUAAAAAAAAAUUUUUUUAAAGGGGGCUUCUUCGGUCGAGGGGCCCCCGGAAUUUUUGUGAACAUGAAAAAGGGGGCCUCUUCGGCUUUUUAGGGGGCUUCUUCGACAUAGGGGCCUCCUACAGUGGGUUACCUGAUCCUGUGGCAAAAAAAACGUACCAUUUUGCAUCUGGGAGGUAUCAGAAAUGUGGCAAAAUACCUCCCUCUUCAAGUGAAAAAACUCCGUUUUGAAGGGCUCCCUCAUAAAAAGAGCGGGCGCGCUUUUGAAAUUGGAGCUUUUUUCACUUGAAGAGGGAGGCAUUUUGCCACAUUUUUGAUACCCCCCGGAUGCAAAAUGGUACGUUUUUUGCCACUGGAUGAGGUCCCCUACUGUAGGAAACCCCUUUGUCGAAGAAGCCCCCUAAAAAAUCGAAGAGGCCCUUUUUUAUUGUCACGAAAAUUCCGGAGGCCCCUCGACCGACGAGGCCCCCUUUAAAAAAAUUUUUUUUAAUCAAGGAAAGGUGACAUGUCGUACAAUGAAAAAAUUUACUCAUUUUUGGUCACCCCUCAUUUUGAUUUUUUUUUUCGGAACCACUUUGGUCGGGGGACCUCUUCGGAAUUUUUGUGAAAAAGGGGCCUAUUUUAAAGAUUUUUUUGAUUCUUUUUGGGGGCUUCGUUGCCCACGGGGUCUCCUCGGUCAGGGGGCCCUCUUCGGCCGCAACUUUUGAACAGUUACCUAAAAUUUGCAUCGUAUAACAUGUCACACUUCAUUUUGAAAAAAUUAAAAAAAAUCAAAGUGAGGUGACAUGUCAUACGAUGAAAAAUUUUUCCCAUCCCUCAUUUUGAAUUUUUUUGGGAUCACUUUGGUCGAGGGACCUCUUCAGAAUUUUCGUGAAAAGGGGGCAUAUUCGACUCUUUUUGGGGCCUUCGUUGGACGCGGGGUCAUGUCAGGGGGGCCCUGGCAUGACCCUUUCGGCCGCAACUUUUGAACAGUUACAUAAAAUUUGUAUCGUAUAACAUGUCACCCUUCAUUUUGAAAAAAUUUAAAAAAUGAAGGUGAGGUGACAGGAUGAAAAAAUCUCCUUAUCCCUCAUUUUGAACUUUUUUUCUAUUUUACGGCGAGUAAAUUUUUGUUUUCUUUUUGUUUUUGGUUUAGAUAUCUGUUGUAAUAAACCUCUGUUUUCAGCAGAACGCCAAGAGUCUUCCCCUGUCCCAAUGGCUGAAAGUUGUCGACUUUUGCCGACGAACCAAUCAGGACUUCUACGUGGACGAAAACCACCUCGUUUUCAUUAGUCGCAGCUGCCGCGAAGAGGUGCUUCGAGUCCCCAUGGAUCGAGUCUGCCCAGAGUGA
This is a messenger RNA of Bursaphelenchus xylophilus (pine wood nematode), 16894 nucleotides long. NCBI's taxonomy places the organism in Eukaryota, Metazoa, Nematoda, Chromadorea, Rhabditida, Aphelenchoididae. The record is from the annotation of a GenBank genome assembly.